Messenger RNA from Phyllostomus hastatus (greater spear-nosed bat), 8393 nucleotides. RefSeq names its product kinesin family member 21B (gene KIF21B). Bases 160 to 5076 code for a protein of 1638 amino acids. NCBI's taxonomy places the organism in Eukaryota, Metazoa, Chordata, Mammalia, Chiroptera, Phyllostomidae. The transcript has 36 exons. Gene Ontology annotation, biological process: mitotic spindle organization; microtubule-based movement. Gene Ontology annotation, molecular function: microtubule binding; microtubule motor activity; ATP binding. The record is from RefSeq and is a predicted model, not a curated record.
GGUGGCAGCGAGGUGGGCGGUGCGCUCGGGCGGGAGGUGUGUGCGCCGGUACCGCGCUGUCCCCCCUGCGGUGCCCGCUCUGGCCGCCACCGCCGCCUGGGGCAUUGGCCCCGGGACCCCUGACCCUGAUCCACGCCCAAACCCUGGCGCCCGAGGGCCAUGGCCGGCCAAGGGGACUGCUGCGUCAAGGUGGCCGUCAGGAUCCGGCCGCAGCUGCCGAAGGAGAAAAUCGAGGGCUGUCACACCUGCACGUCCGUCACCCCGGGCGAGCCCCAGGUGCUCCUGGGGAAGGACAAGGCCUUCACCUACGACUUUGUCUUCGACCUGGACACCUGGCAGGAGCACGUCUACACGACCUGCGUCCGCAGGCUGGUGGAGGGCUGCUUCGAGGGCUACAACGCCACGGUGCUGGCCUACGGGCAGACGGGGGCCGGGAAGACCUACACCAUGGGCACCGGCUUCGACACAGUGAUGGCCGAGGAGGAGCAGGGCAUCAUCCCCAGGGCCAUUGCGCACCUCUUCGGGGGCAUCGCUGAGCGCAAGCGGCGGGCCCAGGAGCAGGGGGUGGCCGAGCCGGAGUUCAAAGUCAGCGCCCAGUUCCUGGAGCUCUACAACGAGGAGAUCCUGGACCUGUUCGAUGGCACCCGGGACCCCGACGCCCGCCACCGCAAGUCCAACAUCAAGAUCCACGAGGACGCCAACGGCGGCAUCUACACCACGGGCGUCACGUCCCGCCUGGUCAACUCCCAGGAGGAGCUGAUCCAGUGCCUGCGGCAGGGCGCCCUGUCCCGCACCACGGCCAGCACGCAGAUGAACGUGCAGAGCUCGCGCUCCCACGCCAUCUUCACCGUCCACGUCUGCCAGAUGCGGGUCUGCGCCCAGCCGGAGCUGGUGGCCGAGACACUGCCCGGGCUUCCCGAGGCCGCGACACCCCGGAGGGAGUUCGAGACGCUCACAGCCAAGUUCCACUUUGUGGACCUGGCCGGCUCCGAGCGGCUGAAGCGGACGGGGGCCACCGGCGAGCGAGCCAAGGAGGGCAUCUCCAUCAACUGCGGCCUGCUGGCCCUGGGCAACGUGAUCAGCGCCUUGGGGGACCAGAGCAAGAAGGUGGUGCACGUGCCCUACAGGGACUCCAAGCUCACCCGGCUGCUGCAGGACUCGCUCGGGGGCAACAGCCAGACCAUCAUGAUCGCCUGCGUGAGCCCCUCGGACCGGGACUUCAUGGAGACGCUCAACACGCUCAAGUACGCCAACCGCGCGCGGAACAUCAAGAACAAGGUGGUGGUGAACCAGGACAAGACGAGCCAGCAGAUCGGCGCGCUGCGGGCCGAGGUCGCGCGCCUGCAGCUGGAGCUCCUGGAGUACAAGGCGGGCAAGCGGGUGAUGGGGGAGGACGGCAGCGAGGGCUACAGCGACCUCUUCCGGGAGAACGCCAUGCUGCAGAAGGAGAACGGGGCGCUGCGCCUGCGGGUGAAGGCCAUGCAGGAGGCCAUCGACGCCAUCAACAGCCGCGUCACCCAGCUCAUGAGCCAGGAGGCCAGCCUGCUGCUGGCCAAGGCCGGUGACGGCAACGAGGCCAUCGGCGCCCUGAUCCAGAGCUACAUCCGGGAGAUCGAGGAGCUGCGGACGAAGCUCCUGGAGAGCGAGGCCAUGAACGAGUCCCUACGCCGCAGCCUCUCCCGGGCCUCGGCGCGGGGCCCCUACGCCCUGGGUGCCUCCCCGGCAGCCCCGGGCUUCGGCGGCAGCCCGGCCAGCUCCAUGGAGGACGCCGCCGAGGUGAUCCGCCGGGCCAAGCAGGACCUGGAGCGCCUCAAGAAGAAGGAGAUCAGGCAGCGGAGAAGGAGCCCGGAGAAGGAGGCCUUCAAAAAGAGGGCGCCGCUCCAGCAGGACAACAGCGAGGAGACGGACGAGAACGAGGACGACGAGGCGGAGGAGGAGGAGGAAGAGCCGGACGAGAGUGGCUGUGAGGAGGAGGAGGAGGGGCGUGAGGACGAGGACGAGGACUCGGGCAGCGACGAGAGCCUCGCGGACUCGGACUCGGACGCCGAGGGGAAGGAGGUGAACUACCAGGCCGACCUGGCGGACCUGACCUGCGAGAUCGAGAUCAAGCAGAAGCUGAUCGACGAGCUGGAGAACAGCCAGCGGCGGCUGCAGACGCUCAAGCACCAGUACGAGGAGAAGCUGAUCCUGCUGCAGAACAAGAUCCGGGACACCCAGCUGGAGCGCGACCGCGUGCUGCAGAACCUCAGCACCAUGGAGUGCUACACGGAGGAGAAGGCCAACAAGAUCCGGGCGGACUACGAGAAGAGGCUGCGCGAGAUGCACCGGGACCUGCAGAAGCUGCAGGCCGCGCAGAAGGAGCACGCGCGGCUGCUGAAGAACCAGUCCCGCUACGAGCGGGAGCUGCGGAAGCUGCAGGCCGAGGUGGCCGAGAUGAAGAAGGCCAAGGUGGCCCUGAUGAAGCAGAUGCGUGAGGAGCAGCAGCGGCGGCGGCUGGCGGAGACCAAGAGGAACCGGGAGAUCGCGCAGCUGAAGAAGGAGCAUCGGCGACAGGAGUUUCAGAUCCGAGCCCUGGAGUCCCAGAAGCGGCAGCAGGAGCUGGUCCUGAGGAGGAAGACCCAGGAGGUGUCCGCACUGAGGCGCCUGGCCAAGCCCAUGUCUGACCGGGUGGCGGGGCGCGUGGGGCUGAAGCCGCCCAUGCUGGACUCGGGGGCCGAGGUGUCGGCCAGCACCUCGUCGGAGGCCGAGUCGGGGGCCCGCUCCGUCUCCAGCAUCGUGCGCCAGUGGAACCGGAAAGCCAGCCACUUCCUGGACCACCCGGCGGCUGGCGGCCACGGCGCCCGCCCGGCCAGGAAGAAGUUCCAGAAGAAAGGGGCCGGCCAGAGCUUCAGCAAGGCCGCGCGGCUCAAGUGGCAGUCACUGGAGCGGAGGGUCGUCGACGUCGUCAUGCAGCGGAUGACCAUCGUCAACCUGGAGGCGGACAUGGAGAGGCUCAUCAAGAAAAGGGAGGAGCUGUUCCUGCUGCAGGAGGCGCUGCGCCGGCGGCGGGAGCGGCUGCAGGCGGAGAGCCCGGAGGACAAGGGGCUGCAGGAGCUGGCCGAGGAGAUGGAGGCGCUGGCGGCCAACAUCGACUACGUCAACGACGGCAUCUCCGACUGCCAGGCCACCAUCGUGCAGCUGGAGGAGACCAAGGAGGAGCUGGACUCCACAGACACAUCCGUGGUCAUCAGCUCCUGCUCCCUGGCCGAGGCCCGCCUCCUGCUAGACAACUUCCUCAAGGCGUCCAUCGACAAGGGGCUGCAGGUGGCCCAGAAGGAGGCCCAGAUCCGACUGCUGGAGGGACGGCUGAGGCAGACGGACGUCGCGGGCUCCUCCCAGAACCACCUGCUCCUGGACGCGCUGCGCGAGAAGGCGGAGGCCCACCCGGAGCUGCAGGCGCUCAUCCAGAACGUGCAGCAGGAGAACGGCUACGCCAGCACCGAUGAGGAGGUCUCGGAGUUCUCUGAGGGCAGCUUCUCCCAGUCGUUCACCAUGAAAGGUUCCUCCAGCCACGACGAUUUCAAGUUCAAGGGCGAGCCCAAGCUGUCCGCCCAGAUCAAGGCCGUGUCCGCCGAGUGCCUGGGGCCCCCGCUGGACGUCUCCACCAAGAACAUCACCAAGUCGCUGGCCUCGCUGGUGGAGAUCACGGAGGACGGCGCGGGCUUCUCCCUCCGGGACCCUCUCCUCCGGGACAAGGUCUCGCGCACCGUCAGCCUGCCCACCCGGGGCAGCACCUUCCCCCGGCAGUCCCGAGGCGCCGACACCUCCCCGCUGACCCGGAGGAAGUCGUACGACCGGGGGCAGCCCGCCAGGUCCGCAGACGUGGGGUCCACGCCGCCCCCGUCCCCCCCCACACGCCCUCGCAACGACCGCAACGUCUUCUCCCGCCUCACCAGCCACCAGAGCCAAGGGUCAGCGCUGGACAAGUCUGACGACAGCGACUCCUCUUUGUCGGAGGUCCUGAGGGGCGUCAUCUCGCCGGUUGGGGGAGCCAAGGGUGGACGGACGGCCCCGCUGCAGUGCGUCUCGAUGGCUGAGGGCCACACCAAGCCCAUCCUCUGCCUGGACGCCACGGACGAGCUGCUCUUCACGGGGUCCAAAGACCGCAGCUGCAAGAUGUGGAACCUGGUCACGGGGCAGGAGAUCGCGGCCCUGAAGGGCCACCCCAACAACGUGGUGUCCAUCAAGUACUGCAGCCACUCGGGGCUCGUGUUCUCCGUGUCCACCUCCUACAUCAAGGUGUGGGACAUCCGCGACUCGGCCAAGUGCAUCCGGACCCUCACGUCCUCCGGCCAGGUGAUCUCAGGGGACGCCUGUGCGGCCGCGUCCACCCGCACCAUCACCAGCGCCCCGGGGGAGCACCAGAUCAACCAGAUCGCCCUCAGCCCCUCGGGCACCAUGCUGUAUGCCGCCUCCGGCAACGCCGUCCGCAUCUGGGAGCUCGGCAGGUUCCAGCCCGUCGGCAAGCUGACCGGCCACAUCGGGCCCGUGAUGUGCCUGACGGUCACCCAGACGGCCAGCCAGCACGACCUGGUGGUGACCGGCUCCAAGGACCACUACGUCAAGAUGUUCGAGCUGGGGGAGUGCGUGGCCGGCACCGUCGGCCCCACCCACAACUUCGAGCCGCCGCACUACGACGGCAUCGAGUGCCUGGCCAUCCACGGGGACGUCCUCUUCAGCGGCUCCCGGGACAACGGCAUCAAGAAGUGGGACCUGGAGCAGCAGGAGCUCAUCCAGCAAAUCCCCAACGCGCACAAGGACUGGGUGUGCGCCCUGGCCUUCGUCCCGGGCCGCCCCAUGCUGCUGAGCGCCUGCCGGGCCGGCGUCAUCAAGGUCUGGAACGUGGACAACUUCACGCCCAUCGGCGAGAUCAAGGGCCACGAGAGCCCCAUCAACGCCAUCUGCACCAACGCCAAGCACAUCUUCACCGCCUCCAGCGACUGCAGGGUGAAGCUGUGGACUUACGUCCCCGGACUCACCCCCUGCCUUCCUCGCCGGGUCCUGGCCAUAAAGGGCCGCGCCACCACCCUGCCCUGACCCCGCCUCCUCCCGCUCCCCCCUCUCUCCCUCUCUCUCCACUUCGGCCUGAGCUGCUUCUCCACGUGACCUGACCGUGAAGCUCUGGAGCGUCCGGCGGUUACCCCGGGGCCCCCCCUAGGACUGAGGUCAGAGGACAGCCCCGGCCCUUGGCCCCAGCAGCCCGCACCACACAGAGGGGACGCCGCAGCCUCGGGGCCAGCUGCCUGGGGACGGGGUGUGGGUGAUGGCCGCACCCCCCACCCCGCUCUCCUCGCCCUCCCUGGACCUUCCCACCAUGGACGCCGACCCCCGUCUUGGGGAGGCAGACAUGGGGGGGAUUUAAGCUGUGACACCGGAGGGCUCCUCUCCUGUGGCCCCAUCCCCCCCUCACUGGCCACACUGCCCCUGCUGAGCUAGCCCAGCCCUUCCUGGAGCCCUGGGCCCGGGGGUGGCCCUGCAGGGGGAGCGAGGCAGCCCCCGCACCCCAGCCCAGCCUCUGGACCACAGCUCCCGCUGCGUCUGAGCCCUAAACAUCGUCCUCAGGUAACUAUGGAAACCGUGUCGGCAGCUGGGCCCCCAGCGCCUUGGCCAUGAACCCCCACUCUCUGCUCACCCCGGCGACCCUCGGGGUCCUGUGCCGAGGGCCGAGGGGGCGCUGCUGGAAGGACUCCCCUGGGCCGAGCUCAGACGGGCUUCAGCUAUUUAUUCUAGCGUUCGCUCUUGCCUCCUGGAAGCUGACUUGAAGUUUCCUCCGCGCGCUCCGUCCGUCCCUCUGCGCUGGGGGCCAGGACCCCUCCAGCCCCCUCCCUGUGGCCGUGCAGGGGAGGGAAAUGCCCCCUCGGCUGUGCAGCCCGGGCCGUCCCUGCAGCACCCCGGGGCCCCCCGAGCACCCGGUCUCGGCCGCCUGGCGGUUCCAGUGCCUUCCUCUGCCCGCCGGGCCCGGCGCCCGCCCUGGGCAGCCCGACACCAGCCUUGCCUCCGGGCGGGCGGGGGGGGGGGAGGCAGCACCACCUGUGUCUUCUCACAUGGGUCUCACGCCCAUUGCCCUGGAAGACAGGGUGCCCCACCAGGAGCCCAGGGCCAGGGCCCCCUCCCCAGAGUCCCUCCUGGGCCACGUGGGCAGCAGCUCGGGGGACCGUGGCCAGCAGGAAGCCGCCUGAUGGUCCCCAGUCCCUCCCAUCCUCCCCCUGAAGGGCCGGGAAGUCCCUCACUCCUUCCCUCUGUUGAGUAUUCAGGAGACAUUCUCAAGCCUUAACGCUGGCGUGGGCCGGGGCCCCCUCGGGAAGAGUGGUGCCGGGUCCACCGGGCUCCUCACCGCCCGGGGCUGGGGGCUCCGCCCAGGGACGCUGUUGACCUGAGUGCGGCCCCUGCUGGGGCACCUCGGCAUCCACGGCCCCUGCGCCCUGGCCUGUGCUCUGCUUCAAGGACGCUUCUCCGCUCGGUGCUGCCCGCCUCGGUGUGGGGCCGGGAGCCCAGCCCUGCUCAGAGGACGGGGCCCGGGGCCCCCUGGUGGUGGCUCUGUUCUGCCCUGGCACCUCCUCCGUCUGGCCGGGGUGUGGGAGCCUCCGCGGCCUGGCCCAGGGCGAGCCUGCCCCUGAGGGGACAGCACCUGCUGGGGCCGGAGCGCAGCCUGCCCCCUCCUGCCCCCUCCUGUCCCCACCCUGCUCGGAGCCCUCCCCAGGCUGAGAAUGCUGCUCUGUGCGGGUGGCCCCGCUGGACGCGGUGGUGACGUCUCCGUGAGCCUCUGUGCAGGCCGGACGCGCCCUCGUGGGCCCCGUGGGCCCCUGGGACCCUCUGUCUCCCACACUGGACCCUCCCUUCCAGCCGCCAGGGGUGCCCGGAACAGAUGCCCCCAGGUCCGUCCCCGCCCCGGCCUCUCCCCGCCUGAGCCGAAAGCGCCGACCCGUAAGGAAGACUCGGCUGCCUGACUUCGCAGGCUGCAGAAACAGACAGACUGCCCGCACGUCACCCCGUGGCGGGGUGGCCAAGCCGGGGGCGGCCGGCGUCCUGCUGGGGGGCCCUGCGGCCCGCCAGGUGUCCCCCCGCUGUUGCCGAUGGCGCGCUACCUCACCGCCGGCGGCUCUGCUGUCCCAGCGCGGCACUGACCUGACACUUGACGUCUCCCUGAGCCAAGCUCCGCAGCGGCGGCGGCAGCCUAGCCGCUCCCUUGCGGGGCCCAAGGUACUCGGCUGGGGGCCGGCCCCCCGGCCUCGUGGCACAAGCACCCCCGUGUUGGAAGCACAAACUGGUCGUGGUCUGAGCACAAGGCAGGUGGCCCGCGCUCCCUGGGCCCAGGUGGCUGGGUCCGUGGGACGUGGGGCCGGCCCUCCUCCCACCAGCGCUCACUCUGAUGCUGGUCAUCAUCCUCGUCCUGUCUUGUGGCCCUCGGAGGGCGUGAGGCCGGGCCGCUGCACCCCACACCCCGAAUCUUCUCUCGCCUGAGCCCACGCUGGGUCCCUGUGAGCCUGGACCCGCACUCCCCCCCCACCCCCUACCCCCCGUCUCUGUCAUGGGGCGACUGGUUCCCCCAGGGCAGCUGGGAGCCGGCCCGAGGAGGAGGGGCGGCCGCGCUGCACCCUGGGCCUCCUGCGGAUCCGGGAGUGGCUGGCCCUGCCUCUCUCCCACCAGGAAGGCAGGGCCGAGGGCCGAGGCUCCCGGGAAGUCGGAGUGCCCGGCUCCGCACCCGCCUGCGGCCGGGGCUGGGUGCGGGCCCCUCCCCUCCGGCAUGCUCCGGCCCUGCUGGCGUCUGUGCGGGAGCACUGAGCUCCUCCCGCCCGGGCGACCCAAGCCUGCACCCUCGGCCCCCUCACCAUCCCAAAUGGACAGCUGCACACUGUGCUCCCCACUGGGCGCAGCCCCCCGGGCCCUCGCCGCCCCCUCGGUUGGUGCAGGGGAAGUUCCGUGUCUCCCAGGGCACCUGCGUUCUGCCCCGUCCACGCCCCUCCCCGGCACUCGACGAGCCCCAGCCUGGCCGCACCCCAGCGCCCCAGUCCUUGGGACCCACGCCCUGAUGAGGGCCUUGCACGGAGGCGGACGCCGCUCUGCGAAGAAGAGCCGAGGGUCUAAGGAGACCUCAGGCGUGAAUCGGGGCCCUGCCCUCCCCACCAGCCCUUUCCAGCCGCCGCCCCGGCCUGGGCCACGGGGGCCACGGGCGCACGCCCCCCGCCCCCCGGUGCUCUGCAUCCAGCACAAGGUGUCCGUGGGUUUUGUACCUCUGCCCGCGACUGUACAUAUGUAUGAAAGUUAUUUAAGCCUCACGUUGUACAUUUGCGCCCCUAGACCGGAUGUGUGUUUGCCCUCAGGAGUUGUCCCGAAUAAAACCCGAAUGGCUGUCA